Messenger RNA from Siniperca chuatsi (mandarin fish), 2299 nucleotides. Its product is annotated as serine/threonine-protein kinase pim-1-like. Gene Ontology annotation, molecular function: ATP binding; protein serine/threonine kinase activity. Gene Ontology annotation, cellular component: cytoplasm. Bases 469 to 1794 code for a protein of 441 amino acids. Lineage: Eukaryota; Metazoa; Chordata; Actinopteri; Centrarchiformes; Sinipercidae. The record is from RefSeq and is a predicted model, not a curated record. Gene Ontology annotation, biological process: protein autophosphorylation; negative regulation of apoptotic process; regulation of mitotic cell cycle. The transcript is spliced from 9 exons.
AACAACAUUGCCAUCCCUAAAGCCAUAACACUAGCAUGGCUAAAAUUGUUAUUUAUUUAUUCUUUGAAUUUUAGAUCAAUAUGAACAGUUUAUAAAAACAACCUCAGGGCAUUUUAAUAGGUAGGAAAGUCAGCCAGGUGACCGGGAAAGAGUUGGUAUUAAGCAUUAUAGGCUUGUAUUGUUAAUUUGAGACUUGACUUAAUGACUUUCAGUGGAUAACACCCGCCUAUUAAAAUAUCUCACAUACACAAUAUAUUCUAAACAUUAAUUUGCAUAUUUCGGAACACUUCAUUGUCAUUUCACUGACAUGACCUCAUGACAUGUAUUAUACAUGUCACCACAUUCCGUGUUCCUUUCAUCAGAGCUUUAGAACACACACUGGGUAAACCUACUCAAACAUACAAGUGUUGGAUCUACAUUCACUUGUUACUCUGAAGUUAUCGUAUUUAAAACUACUUUAACAUCACCAUGGACAAAGACUCUACACAGAAGAUUAAGACUUGCCGCUCCUCGGCCCUUAAGACAGUUCGAGAGAGCAAUAGCAGCACGACUCAACAAAGUGCAGCGUCUGCAAAGGAUGGCAGGACUAGGAGAACUAAAAGGAAGGCCAGUCCUUUCAAGAUGACCACCAGGAAAAGAACAAGGGUCUCUGAAUCUGAACCCCAAAACACCUCUGAGGAGGAUGUCAGCGUGAGAAUAUUGAAGAGGAAAGUCAGAGAAGACGGAGAGGGACCAUCAAAUAAGAAGAAAAAGAGGAGAGGAUUUGACCUUAACCAGUUUGAUAAGGAGUCAGCGUCCUCCUCAAUGGACACUGGCAGAGAGACUGGCUGCAAUAUAUCUGUGGAGGAUGUGAGCAAGAGAAACGGUAAGAGGAAGGCUGCCGCUGAUGGAGAAGGACCAAGCAGGAGAAAUAAGAAGAGGAGGACCCCGGACCUGAAGGAGAUCAAAGAGGAGACCAAAGAUCUGUCAAUAGACGCACGAAGAGCUAAAUUUGAGGCCAAAUACGAACAGCAAAAUCAGCUCGGCGAAGGAGGCUGCGGAUCUGUGUUUGCCGGCUAUCGCAAAGCAGAUAAUUUACCUGUCGCUAUCAAGCAUAUACCAAAAGACAAAGUGUUCUGCAAACAUGUGGACAAGAAUGGGAGGCAGCUCUCUGUGGAGGUGGCCAUUAUGUUGAAACUCGCGGGUGGAACAACUGGAUCAGUGGCGACGGCAGCACCCGUGUCCCUACUCGACUGGUAUGAUCUGGACCAGGAGCUGAUCCUGGUGCUGGAAAGACCAAUCCCCUCCCAGGACCUCCUCAAGUACAUUGAGGUCAACGGAGGCUCCCUGCAGGAGGAGGAGGCCAAGCUCAUACUGAAACAGCUGAUUGAUGCAGCAAAAGAACUUCAGGAUAAGCACAUCUUUCAUCGAGACAUCAAGGUGGAAAAUAUUCUGAUUGAGACCGGCUCGAAUGUCCCGCGUGUUCGCAUUAUUGACUUUGGACUCAGCUGUUUCGUCAAGAAAGGAUCAUUUUACCGCAUCUUUUACGGCACCUCUGCUCACAUCCCUCCGGAGUGGUACAGUCACUGUACCUACAGGGCCGGCCCCACCACAGUGUGGCAGAUGGGAGUGGUCCUGUUUGAUAUGCUCCACAGAAAAACACAGUUUGAGACCACCAAGUUCCUCGGAAACAAGCUGAAAAUCAGUAAUAACCUGUCCAAAAAUUGUCGGGAUUUCUUGCAAAUGUGUUUGACCAAAGCCCCCGAGCAGCGCCCCACCCUGGAACAGCUCCAGCAUCACCCAUGGCUCAGAUAAACCAACAUAAACACCAGUAAAAUCCAAACCUCCUGCCAUACAAGUGCCAUACAAAUGCUAAUGCUGCUCUUUCUUUGACAGGAAGGAAGAUGUGAAGAACUGUUCCCUGCCAUAUUUAAUUGGACUUAUCUAAUUGGACUUAUUAUAUCAAAUUUACAUCAACAUUGGCCUUUUUACCUGCGGUUCCUGUAGUACCCCCAGCCAUCCGAGGAGAGGGGAUCUUUCUUUGAAUUGCCUUUCCCGAGGUUUCUUCCCAUUUUCCUUCUGGCCUCAGGAUUUUGGGGAGUUUUUCCUCGUCUUCUUAGAGAGCUUGGGCUGGGUCAGGAGCUGCUGCUGAUAUGAGCCUUUAGACCCCAAUUUGAGAUUUAUAUUAAGACAUGAAAUUCUCACUUCACUUCACUUCAAUCAAAUUUAAACCUAAUGAAUUAAUCUUUUGUUUAGAUAACAGACAAUCAUUAUACUGUUUUUCUAACUGCAUUUUGAGUUAAAUAAAUAUUUGAAAUCA